This is a messenger RNA of Dimorphilus gyrociliatus, 880 nucleotides long. The record is from the annotation of a GenBank genome assembly. NCBI's taxonomy places the organism in Eukaryota, Metazoa, Annelida, Polychaeta, Dinophilidae.
UAUGGUUGGAAAGAGUAUAUUACGAAUAUCUUUAAAGCAAUCUAAAUGUCUUAUCUGUGAUAAGAAAAUAUCCCAUGCGCGAACAAUUACCAAGGAACUGAAGAAUGAUCCUGUUCUAUCCGAUUAUUUUUUUAUGGAUACAAAGCACGAAUUAAAGAAGAUUGUGCAAUCAUUCAAUCAACUAAACAAGUCUUUAACAAAAAUAUUGGAAGUAGAAUCUUUUCAAGUAUCCCAUACCUCUCACUUUACUAACAAGUGCCGACAAGAUGCACUACGAGCAGCUGAGGAUAAAGAUAAAAUAUCAGCUUACACAAAAGAAUUUGAAAAAAUGAAAACCCAAAUGAACAUCAUGUAUUCUAAAAUGCAAUCUCAGGAGAAAAAAUUGUUGGCUCAAUAUGAAGAACUUAAACGAAUCUCAAACGACGAGAAUAAGAAAUCGAAAACUCUAUUAACAGAACAAGAUCGUCAAAUUAAACGUUUGACCGAUGAGCUGGUAUUUUUAAGAAAUGAGAAUCAACAGUAUAAAGGAUUAAUGUCUGGAGUGUUUACACGUCUGUCUCCGGAAGCCGCUGCUGUUGUUAAAGAAAAAUUUAAGCAGAAACUGACGCCGAAUCAACAAAAACAAUCCUCAAGGAGUCAAAAGACGCCAUCUUCCGAUCAAGUAGGAGCGGAAAGUGCUCUUGGAUUAAGUCGGCGUAUGACACCUAGAAAUAGUCCUUUUGGAGUCAUAAUGGAUACAAAGGAUCCAAUAACCGGGUUUGGAGCUCUUGGCGGGGGAGAUGGUUCUAAACACUCAGAGACAUUACCAUAUAGAACCCCUUCUAGAAUAGGAUUUCAGUUCAAUCCGAGUAGCAGUACGAACUAUCAAAAGGGUAAUUAG